AUCCUCUAGAGAAAAUAUGGAGAGCAAAAGAAUGGCGAUGCUAGCGAUGAUGAUGUUAGUGAUGGGGAACCUUCUGAUUGAGUCAGAGGCUAUAUCUUUCGGUCCUUUCCAAGAAUGUUACACAGGCUGUGUUGGGGUUUGUGUUACAUCUGCGGAGUCAGCUAAAAAGUUGUUAUGUCCUUUCACGUGUAUCAAGGACUGUCUACAUCCUAAAGUUUCUUCUGAAGUAAAUCUAAAUGAAAUUGACGACACUGAUUAUUUCUGCAAACUUGGAUGUGCUACCGAUCGUUGUAUGUCACCCUCAAUCGAAGAUAAGGAUCAUGCACAGAAAGUUUCAGAAUGUGUGGAUUCAUGCUCAGAUAUGUGCUCUUAGAAGGCGCUAAAACCUACAUUAACUGAUUUUUUUCUAUGAAAAUUAAUCCAAAUAAAAAUAUAUAAAUCAG
Molecule: messenger RNA, 443 nt
Organism: Eutrema salsugineum
Lineage: Eukaryota; Viridiplantae; Streptophyta; Magnoliopsida; Brassicales; Brassicaceae
Product: thionin-like protein 1
Exons: 2
Coding region: 17-373 (118 amino acids)
Source: RefSeq, a predicted model, not a curated record